This is a messenger RNA of Gasterosteus aculeatus aculeatus (three-spined stickleback), 7532 nucleotides long. It is a transcript of the gene nfat5b, whose product is annotated as nuclear factor of activated T cells 5b. NCBI's taxonomy places the organism in Eukaryota, Metazoa, Chordata, Actinopteri, Perciformes, Gasterosteidae. Gene Ontology annotation, biological process: regulation of transcription by RNA polymerase II; cytokine production; calcineurin-NFAT signaling cascade. Gene Ontology annotation, molecular function: transcription factor binding; DNA-binding transcription factor activity, RNA polymerase II-specific; RNA polymerase II cis-regulatory region sequence-specific DNA binding. The record is from RefSeq and is a predicted model, not a curated record. Gene Ontology annotation, cellular component: transcription regulator complex.
UCCCGGUGCGGCUCGCUGCGUCGUGGGCGGACGGACUCCGGGGGACUGAACAGGCGAGUGACAGCGGACACGGGUCGUCCAGCCACAGCGACGCGGGUCAGACGAGUCGCCGCCAGUCUGCUGAACGCCAGGUCGAAGGCUUUCUGGCAGUCGGAGAGAGAAACGUCGCUCGGCGACGCGACCGACUGACUCGAGAGUGUCCGGUUUCCUCACUCGGAGGGUUUGCGAUGCCCUCUGACUUUAUCACCCUUUUCAGCGGGGACCUCGACCUGAGUCCUCCCAAAUCCUUCUACUCUAAAGAAUCUGCGUAUGACCUUCUUCCCAGAGAGCUACAGCUGCCUUCUUUCACCCAUCAGAGCCUGAAAGUCAUGAGUCAAACGAGCGGCGGAGAGGCAGGGCCUCCCCCUUCAGCUGCUUUAGCAUCAGAUGCCAUGUCCUCUAUGACCAUGGAAGGCCCCCGCAGUGCUUUUCCCACCUCGUCCACCCAAACCAUGCGUUCCAGUCCUUCAGCCAGUGACCCGGUCCACUGCGGCACUGUUGACCCGGAGGACGCAAGGAGCAGCCGAGUGGUCCCUGAGGUCAUGGGGGCAGACGGUGGCACUGGUAGCGGCAGGAGUAGCAGCGAGCCACGAGGAGUAAGAGGCGGAACGUCCCAGGAGGCCCAGCCACAUCAUCAGAUGACCCCGUCCAAGCGCCGCACUGUGCUGAACAUCUCUCCACCUCCACAAGACCUGCUGGAUGACAGCCGGAUGUCUUGCCAGGAUGGAACGUCUCUGGAUUCGGAGCAGAGUAACAGCAUCUGGAUGGAAGACUCUCUCUCCAACUUCAGCAUCGUAAGCGCUGUUUCUUACAAUGACAACAAUGAGGUGCCACGGAAGUCCCGCAAACGUACGCCUCGUCAGAGGCCUGGCCCUAAGUCUGCAGGACGCGGGGAGUCCAGCAUGGACGUGUUCGACGCAGACAGUGCCAAAGGUCCACACUUUGUACUGUCACAGCUAGGCCCUGACAACAAGACUGGAUCCAAAGGAAGCAGCUCUAAUGAUCCUCAUACAACGAACCAGAAAGGAGGAUCACUUUCGAGGCAAUACCCACAAAGAAGUGAGGGGAAGGAAGUGAGGAUCCUCGUCCAGCCAGAGACUCAGCACCGAGCGCGCUAUCUGACUGAAGGCAGCAGAGGGUCGGUGAAGGACCGCACUCAACAGGGCUUUCCCACAAUAAAGCUGGAGGGAGUGAAUGAGCCGGUGUUCUUGCAGGUGUUUGUGGCCAACGACACUGGACGUGUGAAGCCUCAUGGUUUUUAUCAAGCUUGCAGGGUUACUGGUCGCAACACCACAGCCUGCAAAGAGGUGGACAUUGAUGGGACAACUGUCAUCGAGGUGUCCCUUGAUCCAAGCACCAACAUGACACUAGCGGUGGACUGUGUUGGGAUCUUAAAGCUCCGUAACGCUGACGUCGAGGCUCGUAUUGGUGUGGCAGGAUCGAAGAAGAAGAGCACUCGCGCUCGGCUGGUGUUUCGGGUCAACAUCCCCCGUCCAGAUGGAUCAGUUCUCACACUACAGACUCCCUCACAUCCAAUCCUGUGUACUCAGCCUGCAGGAGUUCCUGAAAUCCUGAAGAAGUCACUACACAGUUGUUCAGUGAGAGGCGGCGAAGAGGUCUUUAUCAUUGGAAAAAACUUUCUGAAAGACACCAAAGUCAUUUUUCAGGAGAAAGUCUCUGAUGAGAAAUCGUGGAAGGCAGAGGCUGAGAUUGACAUGGAGCUGUUUCACCAGAAUCACGUGAUCGUGAAGGUGCCUCCGUACCAGAACCAAUCCAUCACCUCUUCAGUGUGUGUGGGGAUCUAUGUGGUGACAAAUGCUGGGAGAUCCCAUGAUGUUCAGCCCUUUACCUACACUCCAGAUUCAGCAAAGAAUGAUGUUCCUGUGAAGAAAGAAGUGCCUUCUCCAGUGAAGACUUGCUCAGUUGAUGAACAAAUUAAAGAUGGCGACUUGAUGCCUCCGAUGUUGCGUUUAGUGAAGAGAGAACAUGUCACUCCGAUGGAGGUCACCAGCAACAUCCAAUCUUCUGGUGUAUUCAAGCAGACUAGUGACCUGUGCCCCCCACAGCAGAACCCAGACAUGACUGCAGGCCACCUAAAUAAAAACAGACCAUUCUCCAACAACCUGUCUCCUGCAGGCGAACCCGACCAAAGCCAGCCUCCUGUUUCCCACGCAGAGCCCUUAGGCACAAUUCAGAAGCAGGACAUGGCGGCCACCGGCUCCUUCUCUGUGCCCGUGGAAUCUCUGCUCCAGCAAGGACCACGGCAGUUCCUCCUGGAGCCCCAUGAGGGUCUCGGACAGGACAGGCUCGGCGACGGCUCUGGAUCUGUGGGGAGUCUGUGUGGAGAACCUGCACCUCAACAGCAGCAACUGCCUCUUUUCCCCCCAGACGAAGUAGCCCAGCUGGAGGAGGCAGUGAGGCAGCUUAAAGCCAAAGGGUUCUGUAACAUGGACAACUCGAUGGCCAAACACCAGCAGCAGCACCACCUUCAGCACCAACAACGUAUCCAGAAACAGCAAAUUCAGCAGCAACAAAUCCAGCAACAACAGCUUCAGCAGCAGCAGCAAGCGUUGGAGACUUUACAGCAGCAGCUGUUUCAGUCACAGAUUCAGAUGCAGUGUGGCAUGUUUCAGGACGCCCCUCAGGCCAAGAACGCAGAGCAGCAGGGCCCGUCACAGGGGGUGGUGCCGAACCAAGGGACACUUUUUCAACAGGCCCAACAACAACAGCAGCAGCAGCAACAACACCAACAGCAGCAGCAGCAGCAGCAGCAACAAGCGGCUCUCUUUCAGCAGGCUAGUGAAUUGCUCUCGAUUCAGACCAACUUUCUCCAGCAGACCCCAGCACACCCUUCCCCACCCAUGUUCCACAACCCCAGUUCUUUGGCUAAAACGCAAGAUUCACAGGCAACGUUGUUCCAGAAAGCCUCUCAGGAACAGGUCCAGGCCACUCUUUUCCAAAACACCAUGACAGUACUGCAGUCUCCGGACCAACAGCCAUCCACCCCUGGACUUUUCCUCCCUCAGACAUCCCUGUCUUCUCAGCUCGCAACCAGUAGUGCUCAACAACAACAACAACAACAACAACAACAACACCAGCAGCAGCAGCAACAGCAGCAGCAGCUGGCCUUUCUCAGUGCUCUACAAGCGCCCGCCUCUGAACCACAAUCUGUGUUUCAGGCUCAAACCCAGCUCCCCACAAUACCACAGAGAAGCCCGAUGGAGCAGCAUCAGCCUUCCCAGCCUCAGCCCCACGCACAGCCGGCCCAGCAGGCCUCCCUGUUUCAGAGCAUGCCCCCACACCCGUCUGCGAACACGCUUUCAGCCGGCCAGCAGCAGCAGGCGGGCCUGCUGUUCUGCAACAACCCCCUGUCCGCUCCGGAACAGGCCUCCAGCCUGCUGUUCAGCAGCCAGGGGCAGAUGCCACCACUGACCAGCAGCAGCUUGGUCUCCCAAGAGCCCCCAAACACCUCUCUGCUCUUUUCCCAGGCAGGCAUGGUGACAGUAAACCAGCAGGAUCGGUCCGAGCCCAUGGCCUUAGGAAACCCCGCCGAUCCACGGCAGCGGGUUGUCAUGUUUCAGGAGCAGCAGCCGAUGCAGCUGGGCAGCAGCUCAAACAACCGGCAGGAGCAACCUGUGGGCCUCUAUAUGCCUCAGGCCAACAUGGGCUCUCUGCAGGGGGCGCUGGCUACUCAGGAGCUCGCACAGUCCGCCAUGUUUGCCUCACAGAACGGCGUGGCGAACCUCCAGACGACCACCUCCUCCCCCGUUCAACAGCCGGGGACUCUGUUUCAGACGGCUGUCAGUGGGAGCGUCAAUCAGCCCAGCCAGCCUCAACAACCUGGCCUCUUCCUUUUUGGGAUUCAGAACGAAUGUGACCACCUGAUGAACGCGCCGGGAAACACGCUGUCGGAUCAGAUUAUUGCCAUUAGCCAGUCUGGUCAGAACCAAAGAGAGAGUGAAGCGCACAUCCAGUCUCUGCUCAACCAGUCCCUGUCUCAAUCUGGGCCCGUGCCGAACAGCUUGGCCGCCUCUCAGAACAUGGAGAAGAUGGAUGACCUGCUGGUCAGCUUGCAGGAGUCCGGCGGCAACUUAACGCGCUCGUACUAACCCCGUCGUUUGAUUUUUAUACUUUUAACGAUGGUAAAAUGUAGAAAAGAAUAGACAAAACACUACUACAUACAGUAAAAUAGUUGUGAAUUAACCCUGAAUCAUAAAGUUUAAAACAAAUCUGAACUUUCCGGUUUACUUCCAAAGAUUUAUCAAUGCUGUCCUCGCCAACAGAAGACACAAUCCCCUUGUGGUUAUUCUCCAGAGGCAUGAAUGACGUCGGUUAUCUCAUUGUUAACCUCGAAUUGGACAAAUUAACAUCCUGUCAAAGAAUUUCUCGGCUCAGUGAAAAGUGAGUAUCGCUUAUUGACUUCAUGACAUUGUGACACGUGCGGAAUUAGAUGGACUCCAGGCGACAGGAAAAUUGUCAUUACUUCAAAAAGACAACACAAUUUGUUUAGUGUGUAUCUGCAGCUGGAUUGUCAGAGACCUGAUCUGUAGCGUCUUCUGACGUUUUUUUCCACAAAGUGUCCUGUGGUUCCCGUGAUUAUUGUUCCCUUUUGAUACUUUUUGGUAUUUUUGUUGCACAGAAGGUUGAGUGUGCAGUAUAGCAGCGGGAUUUAGAGGUGGCAGUCUGCUUAAAUACAGCGAUGAUGUGGAAGGUAGUUGACUUGGUUUGAAAUAUUGUUAUGCAACAGUGCAGAAAGUGUAUUGAGCGAAGGUUAGAGAUGACGCAGAGAAAUUAAAGUUAGAAGAAAAUAGAAAAGUGUGUUACACUAAUUUGAUGUGUAGAUUUCAUGUGGAUUGUUUUGAAUGUUAUAGCAAGUAGCUUACACCUAAUAAUAUUAAUAUAUUCACUCAAGCCGUCUGAUAGGCGACAACGUAACUUUGGUGUUCAUUAAUGUAUAGAAAGAGGCUGUGCUCCGUAGGCGUUUGACUGAAGCGAUGUGGCAUUUUGCUGCCAUCUGCAAGAUGCUGGUAUAAAUUAGAUUUAGUCUUGUCUAGAAACCGUUCGGUGCGGUAAUACCUGUAAAGAACAUUUGAGGUUUGGCGAACAGCUGACAGCGUGGCUCUGCAGGGAAGGUCCCCUCCAGCUGUGAGACGUAUCUUUCGAAUGAGAUACUUUACCGGUGGUGCAGUAGCACUUUGUGAUAUAGAUAAGCAAACGUUUUCAGCCUAACAUUUAGUCUGUUUUCACCCAAACCAAAUUGUGUCAGUUCGCUGCUUUUAAGAGCAGAUUCUCCUUUUAAUACAUUACUGAGUCAUUUAAGAAAGUGUAACGGUAUAAAUAUGAAAUAUUGGCUUUUAUUUUUAGAUUUAUGUUCAGCACGUUACAAUGCUGUUCUUUGUGACCACUUACCUCAGCGGGGGUACAGUACGGUGUCGUGGGAUUCUGUUAGUUGCCUCUUCCACUUUGUUUACAGUGAAGGAGACACAUUUUUAAACAUGCUGUUACAAUUUAGAAUCAUCCCAAAACGUAUACAUAAUUUACUAGUUAAAACCAGUGAAAAAUGUGCAUUAAGGACUCAAAUAAUCUUAUUUCAGUCUACAUAUAACUUUUUAAUGUAACAUAUCCACAGCAGAGAGAGUAGAAUAUAAUAUAGUAUUCUGUUAACAUGUGUUUUAGUGUCAUUUUUCAGAUAUCAUUGUGCGUCAGACACACAUGAUUAGGAUUAGGAGGAUUACUAUUCUUAAAUCAACAGUGAAUGUAGAGGAGAAACAAACUGUACGUCAUACAUCUCAUCCAGGUUUUGGUAUUUACAUGCAGGAACCCCUUUCACAUGUUUUCUUAUAAACGCUGUCCUCUGGCGUCGGCCAGUGGCUUCAGGACCAAAGUUUCACUCAAAUCUCGCUUUGCAGACCUGAUGACAGGCCAGUUUUAUGGCUCGUGAGCUUUUACUUUUCUUUAAUUUCUCAUGAGAAACAUAAGAUGGUUUCAUUAUCAGUCACAAUGUCCUGCUGCCACACUUUCUUCUUGUUUGUUGUUGUGUGGUUUUAGGAAAGAAAACACGUUUGUGUCACUGUAAGUGUGUGCAUGAACGAGGGGCCGGUGUCGGAUGAUGAAUUAGCUCGGUUUGACGUCUCAGUCGUUGUCUUGUUUUCUACGUUCAGAUUGGCAGAAACACAAGCGCACGUUACAUGUCAUACACUUCAAAUUCAGAAACCGCUGUUUAAUGAUGGAGAUAAACUUGACCAAUGUGAUUUGAGGAACUACAGCGUAAGAGAAUGCUCUUUAAAAGGACCCAAAUCCUGAAGGAAACCUGACGUUGGAGGGAAGAGCCAUCUGUGAUCGGCUUUCUUCAACUUGUGAAAUAGAAGAAAUAAGAUUUCCCCGUUUUGAGUAUUUAUGAUGUUAUUUCUUUUUUUUUUUUUUUUACAAGGUUUUGAUGUUUUUGUUUAUUUUAAUCUGUGUAGUACCAGCCUCUGUCAUUGGAGAGUCAUGUCUAAUUUAUGUUGGUGUUCUUUAUUGUUUUCCUUUUUCAGUUUUGUGGAGAUAUUUUCUGCAUUGAUAACGGCGAUGUUAUUUGGUCUCCUGCUACUGCUGAUUCUGUAACUUCCUCUUUGGGAAGAUGGUGGCGAUGCAUUUAAAUGAGGUGAUUUACACAAAUACAUUCCUGUGCACUGUUAUCUUUUGGAGAUUUUGUAAAUACACACCUUAAUGUACUUAUCAUGUUCUUGCUCAAGGCUCGUGAUCUGACCCCCGGCCUUGUGGUAAUUGCGUUUUAGUUUUAAUCCCUCGAAACCGGACCUACAAAUUUCAGUAUUUUUACAAUGAUAUAGAACUGACUGUGAACAUGCAGCCUGCCUGUAAUUGAACUUUUAUGCACAUAGUGUGGAGGUAAUUACUUUUUGGAAAUUACAGUUUCCUCAUUUGUGUAUUUGCAAUGUAACUGGAGAUCAGAAAUAUAUAAAGGAGAGACCAAUUAUACAGUCACUACUAACUACUAAAGUACUAGAUGCUACAUACUGAAUUUCUCCUUCUUACAGUAUAAUAUGUGGUUUAAUUUUAACAUCACCUAUUGAUUUAAUAUUAACACCAUUAAACAGCAAUAAAAGAUGUUCAGUCCCCCACACUCCCUAAAAUGUCACCAUAGACACCUGUAGAUAAACACCUACACGUGCCUUGAGGAGGUGAUGCAGAAGCGACCAGAUGUUUUGCCAGGGAUGAAUAGUCCUCAUUAACUAAAAUGGUAUAGGCCAUAAAGCUUGACAAGAGUGACCAGCUAAUGUGGUUUUGGUUGAUAAACAUGUGGUGAAAUUUCUGUCACACAUCUAACUUGUUCGUACUGAAGUAUCCAUCGCAUUUAUGUUAAACAACGUACAUGCAGACUAAUUUUCCCUGAAACUGCUAUGCAGCUAAUAUACUGUAAAUGUAGAUCUGUUUUUGAAUAUAUAUUUUUCUAAAUAGCAUCUCCUGUUUUCAGCAUGAAGGAGAAACUAAAG